CAUCCCUCUUCGUCUCGUAUCGACCUCUUUCCUUCCUCUCUUCCUCAUCUUCCUCUCCUCUCUCGUCUCCUCACCCCCCGCCCCACCCGCGAACCGAUUCCUCAACGCGCACGUGCGCAGCAGCAGCGGCGGAGUCGGGCGAGCUCCGUGGUGUUGCUUCUCGCUCAACCCGCACGCUAGGACGUCUAGGGUUCGUGCCUUCCUCCUCCGUAUGGCUUGCGCCGCCGCGGAAACCCUCGCCUCGUUCCCAAUCGCAUCCCCGUCCCGCUCGCUCCUACGCCCCUUCCCCCAGCGACCAGCCGCCGCCGCCGCUGCCGCCGGGAGAGGCGCAGCGUCGAUCCGGAUAUCCGCCGUGCCGCCGCGGGGCCUCGGGCUCGCGCUCGUGCACCGCCGCGUGCGCCGCUGCCCGCCAGCGGCGCGCGCGAAUGUCGAGCGCGACGGCGACGGCGCCUCCGGCAACGGCGAGCCGUCGUCCUCGUCCGGGGAUGGCGGCGACCGCGACGCGGCUGCGGAGUCCGGGGGCGAUACCACCAGCACGAGCACCACGAGCGCGGCCGCGACGCCGCCGCCGCCCUCGUCGAAGAGGGGCGAAAAUAAGUGGCGGCGGAGGCUGAUUAAGGGAGGCGGCGGCGUCGGGCGGUGGCUAUGGGAGCCCAUAGUCCAGGGGCGGGAGAUGGGCUUCCUCCUGCUCCAGCUCGGCUUCGCCAUAUUUGCUCUACGCAUGCUUCGGCCAGAGAUCGCGUUGCCUGGUUCAGAGCCCCGCCCGCAGACCACCUACGUCAGUGUACCAUACAGCGACUUCCUGGCGAGCAUAGACAAGGACCAGGUGAAGAAGGUUGAGGUGGACGGGGUGCACAUCAUGUUCCGGCUCCGCCCAGAGGUUGAGUCCCAGGUCCGUGUGGUGCAGACACCAACACAGCGCGGAGCAGAUGCUGUGGUUGAUAACACUGGAGCUUCAAGGAGAAUUGUAUUCACGACGACUCGUCCAGUGGACAUAAAGACACCGUACGAGAAGAUGGUGGAAAACAUGGUUGAAUUUGGGUCACCAGACAAGAGGUCCGGCGGCAUGCUCAAUUCUGCCCUGGUAGCUCUUAUUUAUGUUGUAUUGAUUGCAGUAGUUUUGCAGCGGUUGCCAAUAAGCUUUUCUCAGAAUUCAGCCGGUCAGUUGAGGAAUAGGAAGAAUUCAAAUUCUGGUGGCACAAAAGUUUCCGAAAGUACAGAUAUAGUUACAUUUGCUGAUGUGGCUGGAGUAGAUGAGGCAAAAGAAGAGCUGGAAGAAAUCGUGGAGUUCUUAAGGAACCCAGACAGAUAUAUUCGUCUUGGUGCUCGCCCUCCUCGUGGUGUCUUAUUGGUGGGUCUUCCAGGGACUGGAAAGACACUUCUUGCAAAAGCCGUAGCAGGAGAAGCAGAAGUCCCAUUCAUAAGUUGCUCUGCUAGUGAAUUUGUUGAGCUGUAUGUAGGCAUGGGCGCAGCUCGAGUACGUGACCUAUUUGCUAGGGCCAAAAAGGAAUCACCUUCAAUUAUUUUUAUCGAUGAGAUUGAUGCCGUUGCAAAAAGCCGUGAUGGUCGAUAUCGCAUUGUCAGUAAUGAUGAACGUGAGCAGACACUAAACCAAUUGCUCACGGAAAUGGAUGGCUUUGACACCAACUCGGCUGUCAUUGUACUGGGGGCAACAAAUCGAGCUGAUGUUUUGGAUCCUGCCCUUAGGCGCCCUGGGAGAUUUGACCGUGUAGUUAUGGUUGAAGCUCCUGAUAGGUUUGGGAGAGAAUCAAUUCUAAAAGUUCAUGUGAACAGAAGAGAGCUUCCACUGAGUAAAGAUGUAAAUCUAGCUGAUAUUGCUGCAAUGACAACUGGUUUUACUGGAGCAGACCUUGCAAACUUGGUAAAUGAAGCUGCUUUGUUGGCUGGGCGGUUAAAUAAAGAAAUGGUGGAAAAGAUUGACUUCAUCCGUGCGGUUGAGCGAUCUAUAGCAGGGAUAGAGAAAAAACAUGCUAAAUUGAAGGGUAAUGAAAAAGCUGUUGUUGCACGGCAUGAAGUUGGUCAUGCACUUGUGGGGACUGCCGUAGCAAACCUUCUUCCUGGACAGCCACGUGUGGAGAAAUUGAGUAUAUUGCCAAGAUCAGGAGGUGCAUUAGGCUUCACGUACACCCCUCCCACCACAGAGGAUAGAUAUUUACUCUUUGUUGAUGAACUACGUGGCCGUUUAGUAACACUUCUUGGUGGGAGGGCAGCAGAGGAAGUUGUUUUAGGAGGACGGGUUUCCACUGGUGCACUUGAUGACAUAAGACGUGCUACUGACAUGGCCUACAAAGCUGUAGCAGAAUAUGGUCUUAAUCAGCGCAUCGGGCCAAUAUCACUUGCUACACUGUCAAAUGGUGGGUUAGAUGACUCUGGUGGCUCUCCAUGGGGAAGAGAUCAGGGCCAUCUAGUUGAUCUUGUUCAGAGGGAAGUAAAAGUGCUUUUACAGUCGUCACUGGAAGUAGCUCUUUCAGUUAUCCGUGCUAAUCCUGCAGUUCUAGAAGGCCUCGGGGCAUAUUUAGAAGAGAACGAAAAGGUUGAAGGCGAGGAGCUUCAAGAGUGGCUAAAGUCGGUUGUUGCACCAAAAGAGUUGACCUCUUUUAUCAGAGGACAGCAAGAGCAAGUUCUUCAGCUGGAAGCAAGCUCCUAGCAUCAGGAGUAAACAUUGGAAUUAAAGUUAAUUACAUAACAAAACUAGCUCAACAAUUAGAACAUACCAUGCGAGUUCCAAGAUAUGCAAUGGAAACCUUCAUACUGGGAACAGACCUGUGGCCAUGUGGUGGGUUGUUUGACCUCCCACCCACUCGUGCUAAGACAAACUGGGUCUGGUAAGAUAAACUGGGUCGGACACCCACACUUCGGUGAAUCACGAGUUCGAGCCAGGAGAGUUUUCAGAAAAGGAAAUCGACAUGCCCGAGUGAUGAUGUAAAUAUCUAUCAUUGCAGUUCCUGGACCCUUGACUACAGAAAAGAAAAAAAAAAGGAAUCCAGAGAUGAUUCAUAUUGAGCUGUAACAUUGUAACAUCAACCUCAGGAAUAUUUAAGUGAUUCAGUUUCACAUGUUGUUCAUAGAUUAAGUCGGUGUUACACAUGUAAAAGAUUCUUUUUUCUCCCUAGGUUCUUGUCCUCUCGCUAUUGGAAGUUAUUUUUCUCCUCUAUUUACAAUACAAUCCUAGAAAUGAUCAAUAGGAUAAUGCUUAUACGGACUAUGGUUCCUGUAUUGAUAUACUUUUUGCAAUAUACAUUGGGCUUCGAAUCCA
Sorghum bicolor (sorghum) is the source of this 3277-nucleotide messenger RNA. RefSeq names its product ATP-dependent zinc metalloprotease FTSH 7, chloroplastic. Lineage: Eukaryota; Viridiplantae; Streptophyta; Magnoliopsida; Poales; Poaceae. Gene Ontology annotation, biological process: proteolysis. Gene Ontology annotation, molecular function: metalloendopeptidase activity; zinc ion binding; ATP hydrolysis activity. Gene Ontology annotation, cellular component: membrane; chloroplast thylakoid. The transcript is spliced from 13 exons. The coding region runs from base 212 to 2668 and encodes 818 amino acids. The record is from RefSeq and is a predicted model, not a curated record.